This is a messenger RNA of Linum trigynum, 4417 nucleotides long. The record is from the annotation of a GenBank genome assembly. NCBI's taxonomy places the organism in Eukaryota, Viridiplantae, Streptophyta, Magnoliopsida, Malpighiales, Linaceae.
UCUAAACAUUUAAAAUAAUCAUUUAUCUCAAAAUUAAAACAACAUCUAUAGUCACUACACCACUCUCCAUAUAAAUUUUUUUGAUUCAGCAUACAAUUAAAUCAAAAUUUCAAGUUUUCGACGGCUCAAACCAAUAAGGUGGAUGACACAUCUUUAGAAAUCUUUCAAACAAAAGCAUGAUUGAAUGGUGGAUGUUCAUUUGUGGUUAAUGGAGAGCAGUAUCUUGAAAUAAACUUCCACUUUGAUUUGCAACUCUCUGAAAAAAUCAAUUUAACUUCACAGCUUUGGACAAAUUUCUAAUCACCAAUGCCUCCCAUCCAGGCAUCUAGUCCAAGAAGCCUGCAUUCUUAUAGCUCUCCACAGAUUCCACAAGAGUUUCUUGUAGUGCACGGUAACUCCAUCCUAGCCUCUGCAAUUUUUUCGAGCUGGUUUCUUUCUUUUCCUGUCCCUCCUCAAUAAAGCUGCCAAAAAAAAGAAAAGAAAAAAACGUUUCAAACUGCAAUUUGAACUAUGCUCUUUCCAAACCAAACCAAACUGGGAACAAGCGUAUGCAUGAGCACCGAACCUCAGUUUAUUGUUGAAAUAUGUAAUGCUAUGGGCUUUAUUGUAAAUAGUAAGUUUGUAGGGACAAAAAAGGAUAUUUGGCAUGCAGCCCUUGUGGUUAGGGUUAGCAUGCACGUUGGUUAUAAAGCCUAGCGUUUAGGCUUUGUAGCUAAUUACGUAAUAAGAGGACGAUUAGCCACCGUGGAUGUAAAGUCUCUCUGAGAGGCCGAACCACGUUAAAAAUCUCGUGUUAUUUAUGAUUUUGCACCUUUAUUCGUGAUUGUUUAACAUAGUAUCAGAGCCGUGCAGGGCAUAUUGUGUUUGAAAUUUCGUGUUUGGAGUUUUGGCAUCCCUAGCAGCGUCAGUUCGUGAUUGGAAGCUUCGGGGUCUCUAUAUUUGUUAAUUGGUUGCUGCUUGGAUUUCUCUAUAAUUGGCUUCGGUGGGGUUUUUAUUUGUUCGUCGCUGCUCCGCUUCUCGCCACUGCUGCUGCUCGACUUCGUGUAUCACAGGUGGGGUUAUAUUUUUGUCAUCGAGCUUCUUCUUGCGCAGCUGUGAUCUGGGUUUUCGAGUUCUGCUUCUAGUUGUGCGCUUCGGGUCCUGCUUUUCUUGUGGACGUUCUCGGUCUUCCUUUCUCGCCGACUCUCGCUAUUUGUUUCGGUCUGCCAUGGACGAUUCGAAGGAAUCAAUUUCCACGCGUUUGAAUGGAAAGAAUUUCCCUCUCUGGGAAUUUCAAUUCCGCAUUUUUGUCGAGGGUAAGAGGAUGUUCUCGUACUUGGACGGGACGGCGGCCAAACCUUUGCCUUCUGCCUCUGAUAAGGAGCAAGCUAAUUGGGCAGUUAAUAAUGCCCAAGUAAUUACUUGGAUUCUUGGCGCUGUUGAUCCGAAUAUUGUCUUAGGACUUCAUUCGUUUUCCACAGCUCAUGCUAUGUGGACUCAUCUCUGUACGCUCUAUUCUCAAUAGAGCGCGUCUCGUCAGUUUGAAAUCUCCCAGGCUCUUGCUCUUCUCCAUCAGGGACAUUCGGACAUUCAUACAUACUACCAAGUCGCCUUGCACCUAUGGACUGAAGAGGAUAUGCUCUUCGCAGCACUUACCAAGGGCGAGAUUCCUCCGGCCAUGCUUGCAGAACGUCAGCGAACUCGGUUGAUGAACUUUCUUAUGAAGUUGCACUCGGACUUUGAACCACUCUGUGCUUCCUUGCUGCAUCUUAACGUGACUUCUAUGGAUGAUGCAUUGGCUGAACUUCUCCGUGAGGAGACUCGCUUGAGGAGCUUGAAUCAACUUACUCACUCCACCUCGGGUGGAGAAUCGGCGUUCGCUGUUGGACGGUCAGGUAAACCUCACUUUCAGAAACCUGUACCAGCGCAUGUUGAGUGUCACAAUUGUCAUGAAAAGGGACAUGUUCAGAUUUAUUGCAAGAAGAGAAAUUAUUGUAACUAUUGUAAAACUUUUGGGCAUAUCGUUCUUGAGUGUCCCACGUUGGCCAAGAGGAGUAAAUCGGGGGGUUCUCGCCCUCCUUCUUCUCCGGCUUACAGUGCUCCAGCUGCUGCGGGUCCUUCUGCUCCGCCUCCUCCUAUUGUACAGGCGUAUGGUGUGCAGCCUGCUGCAUCUCUUGCGCCAGGUGUUCUUGGAUCCGUCCCUGGUCAGCUCUCUAUGAACUCUGCUACUCUUGAACAAUUAGUGGAGGCGACAUUGCAAAAGGUUCUCCCAUCUGCACUUCAUUCAGUCUUUGCUACGCAUAAUCAUAUGUCGAGCUUGCAUGAUAAAUUUAUAAGUUUGCGCUCUAGUCCCACACUCGAACUCCAAGUGGCUAAUGGAUCUCGAAUUCCUGUUGGUGCGGUUGGUACUUGGUACUGUCAAACAGCUGAAUCUUCAUCUCCCUGAUACGUUAUAUGUUCCAGAUCUUGUUUCCAAUCUUGUUUCAGUGAGACAGUUGGCCGAAAAUGGUUGUCGUGUUGUGUUUGAUUCCGAUGGGUGUCUGGUGCAAGAUUGGAGAACAGGGAGGACAGUGGGUAAUGGGAGAUGGAGCGGAUGUACCUUCAUACUGGAUGCGUUGGACAGCGGAACUGGGCAAGGACGGGUCGUUCGCUCUGUCGAGUUUGGUGAUCAGAGGCAUGAUGGGAGUUCUUUUCGCAAUUGUACCAGUAGUUCAUUGUCGGACCGGAAUAGUUACUCUGUUUCUUCUUUGGAUUGGGAAUUAUGGCAUUGUCGAUUGGGCCAUCCUAACAAUGCCCGUUUGCAAACUAUGUUUCGUAAUAAAUUGCUCCCUGAUGUUUUGAAUUCUGCUUCGGUCCCUUCUCAUCUGUGUAUUAGUUGCAUCGAGGCGAAAACUAUACAGAGUUCUUUUAGCUCGAGCGACACCGUCUAUUCUGCACCUUUUGAUUUGGCCCAUACAGAUCUUUGGGGUCCAUCACAUGUCACUUCGAGAUUGGGAUAUCGUUACUUUGCGUUAUUCAUUGAUCAUGCGACACGCUAUACUUGGGUCUUCUUUUUGGAAACAGAAAUCUGAGUUGUGUACGAUUGCACAGGAGUUCAUCCAACUUGUUCGUACAAAAUUUGAUAAAACCAUUCGAGUAGUCCGUUCUGAUCCGGGCGGCGAGUUCAACUCGACCCCCUUGCUGAAUUUCUAUAAACAACACGACAUCAUUUCUCAAUUGUCGUGUCCCGGUGUAUCGCAGCAAAAUGGACUGGUGGAACGAAAACAUCGACACGUUCUUGAUCUUACUCGGGCUCUCCUCAUUCACUCUCAAGUUCCAUCCUCUUUCCGGGUUGAGGCGGUACACUCUGUUGUCUACUUGAUCAACUAACAGGUUAAUCCUGUGCUUGAACAACGAUCUCCAUUUCUCGCACUUUAUGGGAAGCAUCCUGACUAUGGCUGGUUGAAAGUAUUCGGUUGUACGUGUUAUGUUCUACUCCCUAAGAAAGAACGUACAAAAUUGGAUCCGAAGGUGGCUAAAUGUCUAUUUGUCGGAUAUAGUGACCGUUCAAAAGGAUACUUGUGUUAUGACACAGUAUCUCGUCGCAUGAGACUCUCGUGUCAUGUUGUUUUCGUGGAGAAUAUAUUGCAUUAUCGAGAUUUCAAGGCCCCUACAGCAAUGGACGUUGACUUCUUGAACUAUCUUCCUCUCGCUACUCUGCUGGACAGUUCAGGAUCGUCAAGUUCUUUGCCUUCGAGUGAUCCUGCCACCACCUCUUCUCUUCAGUCUACCUCAGCUACGAGUUCAUCGAAUUCGAGUGGCGAGUCCUCGCCUGGUCUAUCUAUGCAUGAACACUCACCUAGUACUCCUAGUCCAUCUACAGCGACCGCUUCAUCAUCGGGGUCAUCGGACUCUCCUGGCAGUUCACCAAGUCCAUCGCCCAAACCUGUGGUUCGUCGUCACUCUACACGAGCUAACUUUGGUCAUCCUCCAACUCGACACAAUGACUUUGUAUCCUUUUCCACUGAUCCAGCCUCGGUACAGAUUCCCACUUCUUACCGGCAAGCCCGUGGGCAUGCCUUUUGGGAUUCCGCCAUGCAAGAAGAAACCCGAGCCUUGAGGCUCAAAACACCUGGCAGCUGGUCCCUCGACCUCUAAAUCAAACUAUCGUCGGAUGUAGAUGGGUGUAUACUAUCAAGUUACAUCCUGAUGGCUCUCUUGACAGGUAUAAAGCUCGACUAGUUGCACAGGGGUUUAGUCAAGAGUUUGGCAUCGACUACGAUGAAACCUUUGCACCAGUCCCCAAGAUGCAAACUGUUCGUACUCUCUUAGUCGUAGCUGCUCUGAAUGGCUGGUCGUUAUCUCAGCUGGAUGUGAAGAAUGCAUUCUUACACGGCGAUUUAAAGGAAACCAUUUAUAUGGAACGACCUCCGGGAUAUGAUAAAGGUGAUGAUUCUAU